Messenger RNA from Hippocampus comes (tiger tail seahorse), 1185 nucleotides. RefSeq names its product RNA polymerase II subunit G (gene polr2g). Gene Ontology annotation, cellular component: RNA polymerase II, core complex; P-body. The transcript is spliced from 8 exons. Lineage: Eukaryota; Metazoa; Chordata; Actinopteri; Syngnathiformes; Syngnathidae. Gene Ontology annotation, biological process: DNA-templated transcription; transcription initiation at RNA polymerase II promoter; positive regulation of nuclear-transcribed mRNA poly(A) tail shortening. The record is from RefSeq and is a predicted model, not a curated record. Bases 218 to 787 code for a protein of 189 amino acids. Gene Ontology annotation, molecular function: translation initiation factor binding; single-stranded DNA binding; single-stranded RNA binding.
UUUUGGUCGGAUACAAAAUUGUUAUUUCUUAUUAUUUUUUUUUUUUGCUUGAUCUGUUGUUACAGUAAACGAGUUUAUUCUGAGACAUUUUACCACCUGAAAGGCAAAAUGCGGGGGGAAGGAAAAACGAACCCCCUCAUAGUCGACGGUUGUUAAAACAUAGUGACGGGUAUUGUAUACUUUUCCAAGCGACAGGGUAAACCAUCUUAGGCCAUUUAUGCAACUAAAAUACGUUAAUCGAGAACAGAUUGAACACAAAAAGGAAGAAAUGUUUUACCAUAUAUCUUUGGAACAUGAAAUUUUACUUCACCCCAGGUAUUUUGGUCCCAAUCUCUUAAAUACCGUGAAGCAGAAGCUUUUUACCGAAGUGGAGGGCACUUGUACCGGAAAGUAUGGUUUUGUCAUCGCAGUCACUACCAUAGACAACAUCGGGGCAGGAGUGAUCCAGCCCGGCAGAGGUUUUGUUCUGUAUCCAGUCAAGUACAAGGCAAUUGUGUUCCGGCCAUUUAAAGGGGAGGUUGUGGAUGCUGUUGUGACUCAGGUUAACAAGGUUGGUUUGUUCACAGAAAUUGGGCCCAUGUCAUGUUUCAUCUCCCGUCAUUCCAUCCCCUCAGAAAUGGAGUUUGACCCAAACUCUAACCCACCAUGCUAUAAGACAGUUGAUGAGGACAUUGUGAUCCAGCAAGAUGAUGAGAUCAGGUUAAAGAUUGUAGGAACACGAGUCGACAAAAAUGAUAUCUUUGCCAUUGGAUCUCUGAUGGAUGACUAUCUAGGUCUUGUGAGCUGACCUGUUGGAGGAGGCAACAUUUGUGUAGUCUCAAUGCACUCUCUGACUCUGUUUUAUAAGGGGUGAUUAAGGCUAUUUUUUUUUUGUAGAAAUGUGAUAACUAUGGUCUUAUGUUAUUGGCAAUCCACAUCUAUUCCCGUCAUCACUGUGAUGAGUCACUUUAUUUUUAGUUUUCAGUGUUUUUUUAAGUGGUCAUAUGAACCGCUUAUUGAAAUUAUUUUUAGUUUUUAUUUUGUAUUAGUUUUAUAUAAUUAACAAGGUUUACUCAUGUUAUUGGCAACCUCUAUUUCUGUCAUCACUGUUAUGUCACUUCGUUUUUAGUUUUCAGGUAUAUCUGUUUUUCCACAGUCAUAGUUUGUAAAAUGACCCAAAGGCCAUAAUAAAACAAUUUUGCUUUA